Molecule: messenger RNA, 2552 nt
Organism: Orbicella faveolata
Lineage: Eukaryota; Metazoa; Cnidaria; Anthozoa; Scleractinia; Merulinidae
Product: acyl-coenzyme A synthetase ACSM3, mitochondrial-like
Biological process (GO): fatty acid biosynthetic process; acyl-CoA metabolic process
Cellular component (GO): mitochondrial matrix
Molecular function (GO): fatty acid ligase activity; fatty-acyl-CoA synthase activity
Source: RefSeq, a predicted model, not a curated record
UCGAAAAUUGUUGACAAUAGACAGCAAUAGAUGAUUAAUGAAUGAUACACCAUCAUCAAUUCAGCUCCUUCAAAGUAGAGAUUGGUUGCAGUUUACCGUCAAUAGUGAUACCGUCAAUUGAUUGCAGUUUACCGUUAUUAGUGUACAAGAUAGCCGUCAGUUUUCAUGAAUCCACUGAGAAAAAUAUGGCGUGUUAUGUUACCCAGGUCCCGCAGGUCAUAAUAUUCAAUGCGAAACGUAACGCAGUCUAUCGCAGUAUUCCCUAAAUUUUGUCGACGAGCGAAAUGCGGCUGGUCGGAAUAGGUUUUUCUGUUGCAUCCCGUUACAAAUCCUGGAGAUUAACCAAGUUACACCGUGGAUCCACUAAGGCACUUGACUUUAUUUUCUCCCGCUUGAGUUCAGUUCAUGUUCAUGUAAGCACACCGCCAGUGUUCGAUUCCAAAGUUGGAUUUACCGACUACGAGAAAGAGCGGAGAGAAUUCCACAUCGACGUUCCUAAAUACUUUAAUUUUGCCAACGUGCUGGACGAAUGGGCGCAAAAGGAAAAGACAGGCGAGAGAAAGGAUGGAAACCCGGCGUUUUGGUGGGUAGAUGACAAAGGGAAAGAAAUAAAAUGGUCUUUUCAACAACUCAUUGAACACAGCAGAAGGACAGCAAAUAUUCUCACGGAAGCUUGUGAAGUUCAGAGGGGAGAUCGCGUCAUGGUCAUAUUACCGAGACUGCCAGAAUGGUGGCUAAUCAACAUCGCUUGCUUACGAACAGGUACUGUCAUCAGUCCUGGAUCAAUUCAAUUGCGAGCCAAGGACAUCAAGUCGCGACUGCUGGCUUCCAAAGCGACUUGUAUUAUUGCUGAUUCUGAAAGUGCUGAGUUUGUAGACGAGGUUGCUAACUUUUCACCACAUUUGAAAACCAAGUUACUUGUAAGCGAAGAGCAAGAAACUAAGGAAAGGAAAGGCUGGCUUCCUUUCAAAGAACUGUACAAACGAGCCUCGCCAGAGCAAGAGUGUGCAAAAACACUCAGUAGUGAGCCAAUGACAGUUUUCUUUACGAGUGGAACAACAGGACUUCCCAAGAUGGCAGAACACACACACGCCAGCUGUGGACUGGGCCACAUUAUCACUGGAAAGUACUGGUUAGACAACGUACCUGACGAUGUCCACUGGAACAUUUCAGACACGGGCUGGGGAAAAUCUGCGUACAGCAGCGUCUUCGGCCCGUGGAGUCAAGGCGCCUGCGUAUUCGUGUACCACAAGGCGCGUUUUGAACCGGUGGCUAUCUUGGAUGCUUUGCAAAAGUACCCUGUCAGCACGUUCUGCUCAGCACCUACAGCCUAUCGAAUGAUGAUCCAAGAAGAUCUCCGUAGCUAUAAAUUUCCAAAGUUAAGACACUGUCUUAGCGCUGGAGAACCUUUGAAUCCAGAGGUGUUUGAUGUGUGGAGAGAAGGAACUGGGCUGGAGAUUAGAGAGGGAUAUGGUCAGACGGAGACAACGCUUAUGUGUGGGUCAUUUCGUUGUAUUGAAAACCGUCCUGGAUCGAUGGGGAAACCCGCCCCUGGGUAUAACUUGAAGAUCGUAGAUGGACAAGGUAAUGAGUGCCCCGUGGGAGUGGAGGGUGAAAUUGUCGUGGAUCUGUCGCCGGUCAGACCUGUGGGACUCUUUACUCGUUACGUGGAUGAUGGCGAUAGAACAUCCUCCGUGCUUCACGAUAAUUUGUACUGGACAGGCGAUCGAGCUACGCGAGACAAAGAUGGCUACUUAUAUUUUGUGGGUCGAUCUGAUGACGUCAUACUCUCAGCUGGGUAUCGUAUUGGUCCAUUUGAGGUAGAAAGUGCCUUGAUUGAACACCACGCAGUCGCAGAGGCUGCUGUUGUUAGUAGCCCUGAUGCUGUCAGGGGAGAGGUGGUGAAAGCCUUCGUUAUUCUCUCGCCGCAUUUCUCUGGAGACAAAGAGUCGUUAGUGAAGGAAUUAAAAGAUCACGUCAAAGAAACAACAGCAUCAUAUAAGUAUCCGAGAAAGAUUGAGUUUGUAGAAAGUUUACCCAAGACAGUCAGUGGCAAGAUUCGUAGAGUGGAACUUAGACAGCAGGAAUGGUCCACUCUUACUUAGAAAAUUCAAUAACUCUGUCAAAUACUUUUAACAAUUUCAUGGAAUUUUAGUGGUUCACAAAUAAAAAAAGAGCAAAGAAAGAAGCAGCAGAUGUUUAUUUAUUAUAAACCGGAAAAUUUCAAUGGUAAUGAUCCAGGUAAUUGUAAGAAUAUGCGCGUGCUUUUAUCAAGAGAUGACGUCUUCUCGGCGACUUUUCAAGCUUUUUGAUACACCGUAAAGCAAUAUAUUAGAGACAAUUAAUUCAGCAAACAGUAUCGCUUUUUGUGUCCGAAAUGUCCAACGCACGCCCGCCCAGAUUUGAACUGAACGGCUUUAAUUACACACGAAUGUUGCUUUCAAAGCGGUCCAUGUUGGGAAAAACUGUAUCCUCGGUCUUGAGCACGAGGAUACAGAUACUCAAGACCUCGGGCACAGUCUUUUUUCCAAUACAAACCUCCUGGCCGGCAA